Entrophospora sp. SA101 is the source of this 300-nucleotide messenger RNA. Lineage: Eukaryota; Fungi; Glomeromycota; Glomeromycetes; Entrophosporales; Entrophosporaceae. The record is from the annotation of a GenBank genome assembly.
AUGUCCAAUUUCCAAACAGAUGACUCCCCUACCACCUUGACAGAAACUCCAACAUAUUGGGCUCUUGCUUUACCAGCCUGGACAUUUGUUUUGAUUAUUUUUAUAUAUGCAGCAUUUAUAUCGAUUACCCUUUUAAAUACUCCAUCAUUUGAUUCUUUCAAUACAAUAACAGAUAAUUUUGCAAAUAUUAAACAAAUUUCAUCACAAUUAUCAUCUAUCACUGACGAUUUUGUACCAGAAUUACACGAUAUAUCAAUUGCCAGAGUUAAUGAUUGUCUUUACCAGAAUACUGAUGAAUAA